This is a messenger RNA of Aspergillus welwitschiae, 1266 nucleotides long. RefSeq lists its product as uncharacterized. Bases 102 to 1109 code for a protein of 335 amino acids. NCBI's taxonomy places the organism in Eukaryota, Fungi, Ascomycota, Eurotiomycetes, Eurotiales, Aspergillaceae. The transcript is spliced from 2 exons. The record is from RefSeq and is a predicted model, not a curated record. Gene Ontology annotation, biological process: secondary metabolic process.
GAUUACAUACUGGUAUAUAAGCAAUAAAGUUUCAAUAGUCAUGUUGCAAUUACCAACGUCGUGCUUCAUUGACACUGUCAAAUCACUGUAACAUCCACAAAAUGGUAGUCCUCGCCGAUAUCCAAUCCUCCAAUGCCCGGAUUGCUACAUCCCUUCCCGAGGGCAUGGUAGCUGUCUUUGUCGGAGCAACAAGUGGCAUUGGCGAAGCAACCCUUAAGCAAUUCGCUAAGCAUGCUACACGGCCCCGCGUCUAUUUUGUCGGUCGCAAACAAGACGCAGGUAACCGUAUCGUCGCCGAAUGUGAAGCCCUGAAUCCAGAGGGGGAAUAUAUCUUCGUCCCCGCAGACGUAAGCUUGCUCAGCAAUGUCGACGAGGUCUGUCGCAACAUCAAGACCAAGGAAAGCACUCUCAAUCUUCUGGUACUCACGCCUGGAAUAGCGGCUAUACAUAGUGAAACACCCGAAGGACUUCGCAAGAUCACCUCCCUCCUCUACUUCGCCCGCAUACGCUUCAUCCUAAACCUCCUCCCUCUCCUCCAACAAGCCACCAGCCUCCGUCGUGUCAUAACUGUCGGGGCAGCCGGAUCCGAAGGCCCCAUCGACACCACCGACUUCGAAGGCAGAAAGGUGUCUGCCCCCUUUUUCCGCGGGCAUAUCACGUCAUUAACUACAAUGGCUCUGGAAAUCCUAGCUGAGAAAGCUCCAACCGUAUCGUUCAUCAAUACUCACCCCGGAGCUGUACAAACCGGGAUAACCAGAGAGGUGGAUAAUCUCCGUAUGUGGCUUGUUUGGCUUGCUCUCCUGCUGUUCGGCCGUUGGGUCUGUAUCCCUGUGAUAGAGAGCGGAGAGAGACAUCUCUUUGUGGCUACGAGUGCGAAGUAUCCGGCGCGAGAUGGGGACGACGGGGUGCCGCUGUCCGAGAGUGUCGUGGUUGCGCGGGGCGUGGAUGGAAAGUUGCGAGGGGGUGUUUAUUCUGUUACCUCGGAUGGGGAGAGCUCGGAUAAUGCGAUUGAGGUUCUGAAAGGCUUGCGAGAAAUGGGCAUCGGAGAGAUUGUCUGGACGUAUACGGAGAGUCAGUUUAAGCGGAUCACCGGGGUGGAAGCUAUAUAAUGCAAGGUGCGGCGCGAUAAUUGUUGCCGAGUGUUGACUCUAAAUCAUGUCUAGAUUUAUUGCUAGUGUGAAUAAUGGUUCCGAUGGCAUGAAUUGAUGACUUCAAUAUGAAGUUAAAGAGGGUUGUAUCUUCAAAUCACGUGUAGUCUCGAUCAGG